AUGGCGGAGAAGCGGCCACUGGGGACCCUGGGGCCUGUGGUAUAUGGCAAACUCCCCCGCCUAGAGGCAGACUCCGGACCCGGGCACAGCCUGCCCCCCUCUGCUGGUAACCAGGACCCCUGCAGCUACAAGGGUGCCUACUUUUCCUGCCCUAUGGGGGGUGCUCCCAAGGCAGGGUCUGAGCGGUUGGCAUCCUGGACCCCAUACCCACCCUUGUACCCUACCAGCGUGACAGGACCCCCUCUUCGGACAGACAACCUGUUGACCAGCUGCCUGCUCUACCGCCCGCCAGCAGAAAGCUCUGAGAAGGUGCAGGACUCUGGCCCUGUUGAGCUCCUGCCCUUCGGUCCCCAGUCUCAUUCCUACCCAGGCCCACCGUUGGCGGUCCCCAAACCUGUUUACCGCAGCCCUCUGUGUUACGGGCUCUCGACUUGCCUGGGCGAAGGGGCGGUGAAGAGGCCACUGGAUGUUGAUUGGACAAUGGUGACUGGACCCCUGUUACCCCCGGCUGACCCGCCUUGUUCACUGACCCCAACUCCUGGCAAGAGCCAGUCUCUGGAUGGCACCUUCUUGCGUGGGGUGCCGGCUGGGGGAUCCGGCAAAAACUCCGUGGGCUUCUCCCCAUGUCAGGCAUUCCUGGAGAAGUAUCGGACCAUCCACGGCACAGGCUUCCUAGCCUCCAAGUAUGCGGGUCCUUACUCUGGGGACCCCAAGCAGGCAUUGUCUGAGGGACCCCCAAGUCCUUGGACCCAGCUGGCCCAACCCUUGGGGCCAGCCUGCCAGGAUACAGUGCCCACCCACUACCCACUCCCUCACCCUCACCCUCCACAGGCCCUGCCUUGCCCACCAGCCUGUCGCCACCCAGACAAGCAGGGCAGCUACAGCUCAGUGCUCCCACUGCAGCCUCUAGGAGCCCACAAAGGGACUGGGUACCCAGCUGGUGGGCUGAGCAGCCCCUACCUGAGGCAGCAGGCAGCCCAGACACCCUAUAUGCCCCCAGUGGGCCUGGACACUUUUUCCUACCCCUCUGCCCCGCUCCCAGCACCCUCACCAGGCCUCAAGCUGGAGCCGCCUCUUGCUCCCCGGUGCCCGCUGGACUUUGCUCCCCAGACACUGGGCUUUCCUUAUGCCCGGGAUGACCUCUCUCUCUAUGGGGCAUCCCCAGGGCUCGGAGGGACGCCACCUUCCCAAAACAGUGUGCAGGCUGUGCCACAGCCCGGUGCCUUCCAGCGAGGAUGCCAGCCUCUCCCUGCCAGCCAGCCAUGCCCAGAGCCCGGAAGGCCUGCAGAGAAGCCGGUGCGGGAAGCAGAGGAGAAGAUGUGGCUGCCCAGCUGCAGGAAAGAGCAGCUCCAGCCCCAGCUUGAUGAACACCCUGGAGCGCCUAUUGUCAUCGAAGAUAGUCCGGGCCCUCGCACCCCGCCGGCACUCCCAGCCUGUGCCCAGGAGCGCCAGUCUCUUCCACAGAAUCAGGGUACGCUGCCACCCAGCUCUCCACCCAUGCCUGUUAUUGACAAUGUCUUCAGCCUGGCCCCCUACCGUGACUAUCUGGAUGUGCAGGCACCUGAGGACGCGGCCGAGCCUGACUCAGCCCCUGCCCCCAGGGAGAGCCCUGCCAAAGGCUGUGGGGAGCCCCUGCCAGCCCGGGAGACCCCUUCGAAGGCACGAUGCUCGCUUCGAGAGGAGGUGGCACUGGACUUAAGUGUGAAGAAGCCCAUGGCAGAGGCUCCAGUCAGGGUUCCUAGUCCUGCAGCGCAUGCCAAGCCCCCGGCCCUGGAUGCCCCUGGUGUGGGAAACACGGUCUCGGAUCUGCCUGACCUGGAAAAGGUAGUCCCAGAGGCACCCGGGGCGCCAGCGACUACAGAGGCCACCCCUAGGACCAACUUCCAUAGCUCCGUGGCCUUCAUGUUCCGAAAAUUCAAGAUCCUCCGGCCGGCACCCUUGCCUGCAGCCGUAGUCCCAUCUGCGCCUACCCCGGCCCCUGCGUCUGCCCAGCCUGUACCCACACCCACAUCUGUGCCCCUUGGUCUACAGAUUCUCAGCCAGCCCUUGCCCGUGGCCUGCUUCAACCUGGCGCUGCCCAAUCCUCCAGCUGUAGCCAUGACGUCCCCGACCCCAGCCCCUGCUCCGGCUCCAUCGCCGGCCCAGGCCCAGGCCCCGACUCCGGCUUCUACCCCCGCCACGGCGGACUCCCCAGAGCAACACUUUACAGGACUGCAUGCGUCCCUGUGCGAUGCCAUCUCAGGCUCGGUGGCCCAUUCCCCACCCGAGAAGCUGCGCGAGUGGCUCGAGAUGGCCGGGCCGUGGGGCCGGGCAGCAUGGCAGGACUGCCAGGGCGUGCAGGGGCUGCUGGGCAAGCUGCUGUCACAGCUGCAGAGCUUCGUGUGCACCCAGCAGUGCCCCUUCCCCCACGUGGUGCGGGCCGGUGCCAUCUUCGUGCCCAUCCACCUGGUGAAGGAGCGGCUCUUCCCACGGUUGCCCCCCGCUUCCGUGGACCAUGUGUUGCAGGAGCACCGUGUGGAGCUGCGGCCCACCACGCUGUCAGAGGAGCGGGCGCUGCGCGAGCGGGCCCUGCAUGGCUGUACCUCGCGCAUGCUCAAGCUGCUGGCGCUGCGCCAGCUGCCCGACAUCUAUCCUGACCUGCUGGGCCUGCAGUGGCGUGACUGUGUGCGCCGCCAGCUGGGUGACUUGGACACUGAGGCUGGAUCUGUGCCCUCCUCAGAACCCACCGUGGCCAGAGAUGAGCCAGAAAGCCCAACCCUGGCCUGGAAGUCACCUGCCCCCAAGGCCAGGAAGCCGGGGAGGAAGCCACCAACCCCUGGCCCGGAGGAAGCAGAGGCAAAUGCUGGGGAAGGGUCCCACGGUGCCUCACCUACCCCUGCCACCAGCGCCAGCCCACCUGGCCCCACACUAAGGGCUCGCUUCCGCAACCUGCUGGAAACUGCCUGGCUCAAUGGCCUAGCACUGCCCACUUGGGGCCACAAGGCCUCAGGGCCGGAUCGGCCCGUGCCCCACCCACAGGUGUUGGGUGGCCAGAGCCAUCACCUGUAGCACUGGUUGCUGUUUGGACAGCUGCUGUGUGGGGGUCACUCUGUACCCUUAUCUUGUAGGCCAGCGGCCCAGGGCCAUCAGUGGAUACACCCUUGGAGCUUCUCCAGCUCUUGCUGCCCCCACUGGGCUGGAGACCCCGCUUUUAACUUGAGGGCCUUCGUUAGAAAGAACUACUUCCUGUUUUUUUCCUUAGAGAAAAUGUGUGGGCUUUGGAGCUCAACAGACUUGGGCUU
This is a messenger RNA of Puma concolor (puma), 3281 nucleotides long. The record is from RefSeq and is a predicted model, not a curated record. NCBI's taxonomy places the organism in Eukaryota, Metazoa, Chordata, Mammalia, Carnivora, Felidae.